AUGCAGAGGCAGAAGACUUGGCCAUAUGAAGCACAAGGAAGAAUCGAAGCCAAAUAUCCGGGUGAAUCUUCGGCCGACAUCCACUGCCAUAUGAAAAAGAAGACUUGGCCAACAAAUCGAACGGCCGCCACUUCACGUCCCUCCCCUUCAUCCGAAAAACUCGCGCUAGGAGCAGCAACGCCGUUCCCCUUCCAUGAGCCGUCGACGGUUCUCCCAGCCGAGUCGAGUUCCUUACAGCAGCCCCCGUCCGCCAUCACCACCGAGGACUCAGUCCAUGAGUCGACAGCCGUUCGACGUGGCAAUCUGACCGUUUGUCGCCGAGAAGUUCGUUCAAAGUAG
Molecule: messenger RNA, 339 nt
Organism: Striga asiatica
Lineage: Eukaryota; Viridiplantae; Streptophyta; Magnoliopsida; Lamiales; Orobanchaceae
Source: the annotation of a GenBank genome assembly